Molecule: messenger RNA, 1872 nt
Organism: Castor canadensis (American beaver)
Lineage: Eukaryota; Metazoa; Chordata; Mammalia; Rodentia; Castoridae
Gene: Kbtbd8
Product: kelch repeat and BTB domain containing 8
Biological process (GO): neural crest cell development
Molecular function (GO): protein binding
Source: RefSeq, a predicted model, not a curated record
GCCGGGGCCCCUUCUAGAAAUGGCCGCGUCGGCAGAUUUAAGUAAGUCUUCCCCAACACCGAAUGGGAUUUCAUCUUCAGACACAGCCAACGAUGCCAUGGACCCCUUCCAUGCUUGCAGUAUUCUUAAGCAACUCAAAACAAUGUACGAUGAAGGACAGUUGACAGACAUUAUAGUGGAAGUGGAUCACGGGAAAACAUUUUCCUGCCAUAGGAACGUUCUUGCUGCAAUCAGCCCUUACUUCAGAUCCAUGUUCACUAGCGGCCUUACAGAAAGUACUCAAAAAGAAGUUCGAAUAGUUGGUGUGGAAGCGGAAUCAAUGGAUUUAGUAUUGAAUUAUGCCUAUACUUCUAGAGUUAUUCUCACAGAGGCUAAUGUUCAAGCCUUGUUCACUGCAGCUAGCAUCUUUCAAAUUCCUUCUAUCCAAGACCAGUGUGCUAACUAUAUGAUCAGCCAUUUGGAGCCACAAAAUUCUAUUGGGGUCUUUAUCUUUGCAGAUCAUUAUGGUCAUCAGGAACUUGGAGAUCGCUCAAAAGAAUAUAUUCGUAAAAAGUUUCUAUGUGUCACCAAAGAACAAGAAUUUCUCCAGCUGACAAAAGAUCAACUAAUAAGCAUACUAGACAGUGAUGAUUUAAAUGUAGAUCGAGAAGAGCAUGUUUAUGAAAGCAUUAUAAGGUGGUUUGAACACGAACAGAAUGAAAGAGAAGUGCACCUUCCAGAAAUUUGCAAAUGCAUACGUUUUCCUCUGAUGGAAGAUACAUUUAUAGAGAAAAUCCCACCUCAGUUUGCACAGGCUAUAGUCAAAAACUGUGUAGAAAAAGGACCAUCUAACACUAAUGGCUGUACACAGAGGCUUGGAAUGACUGCUUCUGAAAUGAUCAUAUGUUUUGAUGCUGCCCAUAAACACUCAGGAAAGAAGCAAACAGUGCCUUGUCUAGAUAUAGUCACAGGAAGAGUGUUUAAACUAUGCAAACCACCAAAUGACCUGAGAGAAGUUGGGAUUCUUGUAUCACCAGAUAAUGACAUUUACAUUGCAGGAGGGUAUAGACCAAGCAGCAGUGAGGUCUCCAUUGACCAUAAGGCAGAAAAUGAUUUCUGGAUGUAUGACCAUUCUACCAAUAGAUGGCUAUCCAAACCAUCCUUGCUUCGAGCCAGAAUAGGCUGCAAACUAGUGUAUUGCUGUGGUAAAAUGUAUGCAAUCGGAGGUCGUGUUUAUGAAGGUGAUGGGAGAAACUCAUUGAAAUCUGUGGAGUGCUACGACAGCAGAGAGAAUUGUUGGACGACUGUCUGUGCGAUGCCAGUUGCAAUGGAAUUUCACAAUGCUGUGGAGUACAAAGAGAAGAUCUAUGUUUUACAGGGAGAAUUUUUCCUCUUCUAUGAGCCUCAAAAAGACUACUGGGGUUUUUUAACCCCAAUGACUGUGCCUAGAAUCCAGGGCUUAGCAGCUGUGUACAAGAGCUCUAUCUACUACAUAGCUGGAACCUGUGGAAACCACCAACGCAUGUUUACUGUGGAAGCUUAUGAUGAGCUAAAUAAAUGGACUCGUAAGAAGGACUUUCCAUGUGAUCAGUCCAUAAAUCCUUACCUUAAGCUGGUACUUUUCCAGAAUAAACUCCAUUUAUUUGUUCGAGCUACUCAAGUGACUGUUGAAGAACAUGUCUUCAGAACCAGCAGGAAAAAUUCCCUUUACCAAUAUGAUGACAUUGCUGACCAAUGGAUGAAAGUGUAUGAGACUCCAGAUCGGCUGUGGGACCUUGGUCGUCAUUUCGAAUGUGCUGUUGCUAAACUCUAUCCUCAGUGUCUUCAGAAAGUACUCUGAUGAGUAGUAGUUCUUAGUGUAUCACUGGCAUCUCAUACUGAGAAAUAUUGUCU